GCCGUCCUGAGGCGCGAACGCCGCCGCCCUUGGCCGCCGCAGCCGUCGCUCAAGCCGGGGAGGCGGAACGAAGUGGCGGAGUGAGAGGCGACGUGAGGCGGAUCGGGCCGGGAGGCCGGUCGCGUUUGUUGUCAUCCUUAAGAUGGAGUUUCUGCUGGGGAACCCCUUCGCCACCCCGGUGGGGCAGAGCCUGGAAAAAGCCACUGAUGGCUCCCUACAGAGCGAAGACUGGACGCUGAACAUGGAGAUAUGCGACAUCAUCAAUGAGACAGAAGAAGGCCCGAAAGAUGCCGUUAGAGCGCUCAAGAAGAGGCUGAAUGGAAACAAAAACUACAGGGAGGUGAUGCUCGCUCUAACGGUCCUGGAAACGUGUGUAAAGAACUGCGGCCAUCGCUUCCAUAUCCUCGUAGCAAACCGAGAUUUCAUAGAUGGUGUCCUGGUUAAAAUAAUUUCACCCAAGAACAAUCCUCCCACCAUCGUUCAAGAUAAAGUCCUUGCCCUGAUUCAGGCUUGGGCUGAUGCCUUUCGAAGCAGCCCUGACCUCACAGGAGUGGUGCAUAUUUACGAAGAGCUCAAGAGGAAAGGCAUAGAGUUUCCUGUUGCGGAUUUGGAUGCCCUGUCUCCAAUACACACCCCACAGAGAAGCGUUCCUGAAAUUGACCCAGCUGCCAACAUGCACAAGUCCCAGUCUCAGCAAAAGAUGAGCUCCAGCACCUCCCCUACGUCCUUCCCGGCUCCUCAGACCCCUCCUCUGAAUGUGACCGGCCCCAUCAUAGCAAAUACGGAACAGAUUGCACGAUUACGUAGCGAGUUGGACGUUGUUCGUGGCAACACCAAGGUGAUGUCGGAGAUGCUCACGGAAAUGAUCCCUGGGCAAGAGGAUCCCUCAGACCUUGAGUUACUGCAGGAGCUGAACCGCACCUGCCGAGCGAUGCAGCAACGGAUUGUGGAGCUGAUCUCCAGGGUGUCCAAUGAAGAAGUCACCGAGGAGCUGCUGCAUGCCAACGAUGACCUGAAUAACGUCUUCCUCCGAUACGAGAGGUUUGAACGAUACAGGCUGGGCCGAUCAGCACAGAAUUCAAGCAACGGAGUUCUCAGCGAGGUGACCGAGGACAACUUAAUAGACCUGGGCCCUGGGUCCCCAGCAGUGGUCAGCCCCAUGGUGGGAAACACAGCCCCCGCCUCUACCCUUUCCUCUCAGCUUGCUGGGCUCGAUUUGGGCACAAACAACGUGAGUGGGGCCCUCAGCUCGCUCCCCCACAGCAAUCCCCGGGAUGACUUUGACGUCUUUGCACAAACGAGAGGCGUCUCCGUGGCAGAUCAGCGUAAAACCAGGACAAGGGAGGAUCCACAAACAGCUAAAGGGAUGGCACCUGCCCCAGAUAUCCGGAAACCCAGUUCAGGAGGGAUUCCUGUCCCACAAUCCUCUGUCAUGGAGGACAUUGAGGAGUGGCUGAGUACCGACGUGAAAGGAGAUGAGCUGGAAGAAGGCGUGACCAGCGAAGAAUUCGACCGCUUCCUGGAGGAGCGUGCCAAAGCGGCGGAAAGGAUCCCCAACCUGCCCUCCCCUCCUCAGGAGGAGCCCACACCACCACCAGCGAACCCGCCUAGCAAAAGGAAGCCGGAGCGGUCCGAGGACGCCCUUUUCGCUCUGUAACGGUCCUCCGCCCCCCCUCCCCCCCCCCCGCAGAGAAGGAGGCGGUGCAGCGGCAGCCCAUGGCAAGAGCAGUCUGGCUAGCGAGGGGCCCCUUCCCAUCCCCAGUGGCCCCAGAACAGGUGGCUCUUUUCUCUCCUCCUCCUCCUCCUCCGGGGCUCAGCCCCAUUUCCUUAACCUCGGGAGGGUCUUGACAGCCGUUCUACCACUCGGAUAGGGGUGGUUUCUCACGUUGCUCCCUCUCACACCCCUGCCCCUUUGACGAUGCUGAGAUUCCCCCCCCCCACUUUUUUUUUUUUUUUUUUUUGAAGUGAGAGAUCUGCAUGACUACUUGCACAGACUCCAUUCCCACUCACUUCCCGGACCUCCCCCCUUCCCCCCCCCACUCCUCUUGCUUUAUGCACAAUAGCCAUGCAUUCAGUCCUGGCUUGGCUCUACUUAGGACGACUCCAAAGCCCGGCCUGCGGUCCCUUCCUCUUGACCUGCAAAAAUCAAGCCUGACCUUCCAGCAUCAUCAUCAUCAUCAUCAUCAUCGCCAUUGCUACCUUCUCCUCUCUUAGCUCUGCAGGGGGAGGGGGAGUUGCUAUAGUAAAGCUAUCAUGGGAAGGAGAUUUGUUUGUGCGAAGGCAGCUUUGUUUAGCCAGGAUAGCUGUGCAGGUUCUGCGGGUUCCGAAGGAGCCUCUCUCUCUGCAGGCCCCAGAGCGAACCAGCUGCCUGUCUUUUCUCCCCUUGAGCCCCCCUCCCCUUCUCUAAGUAGGUCAGAAAUUCAGUCCCACCUGUGUGGAUGGGGACAGGCCAGUGUGCCCCUCCUUCCCUCCUUCCAUCCCUCUGUCUUUACAAGAACUGAUAAGGGAAAGAAAGGGACGAGAUUGCACUUUGCACUGGAAAUGUUAACCCCAUGGGGGCAGUUGCGUCUGGAGGUGUGAAACACUGUGUGUAUGUGUGUGCGUGAGUGCGUGUUAGAACCUUAUUUGCAUUUUAAAGCACUAAAUGGACUAUAUGAUCAGGUGGGACUCUUUUAAACACUAACAAAAGAGUGGAAAGCAGUGUGGGGGCAGCCCUGCUGGAAUGAGUGGGGGCUUCUGCCCUCCUCUGACUCCAGCAUUUCAGCAGUGCCUGGGGGGGGGGGGGGGGGGGCUUCACCAUUCCCCCCCCCCACCUUGCACUAUCUUGCUUUUUUCUCCUGUCUCUCUCAGUACGUGUUCUCCUGCAGUCUUUUGUUUAAUGCUGCCGUGUCAACCAGAAAAGAGACCCAAUUCUUUUUUAGAAAAACCUCAUCCCACUUCAGGGAGAUAUUGUAGCCUUCUCCCCCCCCCAAUCCCCGCCUCCCAGCUUUAUUUUAAGAAAAGGGAAAAUGUUUCAAGAGGACCCAUUCCCACAGGGCAGAGGCCAUCGAAAAGUCUUUUAAGAGGAUACAAAAAUAACUGGGUGCUGGUGGAAUUAAGUUGAAUUAAAAUGCGUGGGCUCCAAACUGAA
Messenger RNA from Ahaetulla prasina, 3130 nucleotides. RefSeq names its product target of myb1 like 2 membrane trafficking protein (gene TOM1L2). NCBI's taxonomy places the organism in Eukaryota, Metazoa, Chordata, Lepidosauria, Squamata, Colubridae. The transcript has 15 exons. The record is from RefSeq and is a predicted model, not a curated record. Bases 143 to 1657 code for a protein of 504 amino acids. Gene Ontology annotation, biological process: signal transduction. Gene Ontology annotation, molecular function: ubiquitin binding; clathrin binding; phosphatidylinositol binding. Gene Ontology annotation, cellular component: membrane; endosome.